Penicillium pulvis is the source of this 1821-nucleotide messenger RNA. Its product is annotated as dihydroxyacetone kinase. Gene Ontology annotation, molecular function: glycerone kinase activity; ATP binding. Gene Ontology annotation, biological process: glycerol catabolic process. The record is from RefSeq and is a predicted model, not a curated record. Gene Ontology annotation, cellular component: cytosol. The coding region runs from base 1 to 1821 and encodes 606 amino acids. NCBI's taxonomy places the organism in Eukaryota, Fungi, Ascomycota, Eurotiomycetes, Eurotiales, Aspergillaceae. The transcript has 3 exons.
AUGAAGUCCAAGGCCUUCUUCAGUGACCCGACAAGCAUUGUCGAUCACAUGUGCAAGUCCCUGGCGCAGCAGAACCCCAGUCUUCGAUAUGAUGCCAGCAACAAAGUUUUAUAUCGCCCAACUAGCCAUACCAGUACAAAAGUCAGCAUCAUCAGUGGCGGUGGUUCGGGUCAUGAGCCCGCCCACGCAGGAUAUGUCGGCGAAGGCAUGCUCGACGCAGCAGUCUGCGGAAAAGUGUUCGCUUCACCAAAUUUUGAUCAAAUCAUUUCUGCUUUUGAUCGGGUUGCCACGCCGCGAGGUAUACUCGUGAUCGUCAAAAACUAUACUGGCGAUAAGCUUAAUUUUGGCCUUGCUACCGAGACGUACCAAGCGCAGACAGGAGUCCCAACCCACAUUGUGACUGUGGCGGAUGAUGUCUCUGUGCCUUAUUCCCGAGGAAAGCUAGUUGGCCGUCGUGGCCUGGCUGGUGCGGUCCUGAUUCACAAAGUCAGUGGUGCAGCUGCAGCUCGUGGCUUGGGUCUGGAGGAGGUUGCCAAGGUUGCCCAGCAUGUCUCAGACAACAUGGCCACAAUUGGAUGUUCAUUGGACUAUGCCAACCUUCCCGGUGGCGUUGACCUGCCUUCCAUCCCAGAAAAUACAAUUGAGUUAGGAAUGGGCAUUCACAAUGAGCCUGGAGCUCAGCGAAUCUCUCCACAGCCCACUAUUGAGAAGCUGGUGAGCCAAAUGGUCAAGCUUCUCUUGAAUGAGGAUGAUCCAGAACACGGAUUCCUGAAGUUCCACGGAAUUCCUCACAGAAAAUCGGAGCUGGCUCUGAUGGUAAAUGACCUUGGUGGUCUGUCUGUGCUCGAACUACAGGCCAUUGCAAAUGUUGUACUGGAAUGCAUGAAAGAAGAGUACGACAUUAAGCCCGUGCGGAUAUACGUCAACACAUACUUAACAGCCUUGGAUGCACCGGGAUUCAGCAUUACCAUAGCCAACCUGACACCUCAACUGUUUUCGUCUGACAUCAACCUACUAUCCUUGCUAGAUGCGCCAGUGAAAUCAAACACUUGGGCCACCUGUCAGCCUUUGCCUGCUAUCAUCCCGGGAACGCAGACACCAGAACAGGAAGAACGGUCUCGCUCCCCCAAGAUAAACCAGGAAAUCCUGUGCGACAAGCGUAUCUUCACGGGGAUUCUCGAAAAUAUCCUCGCCCAAGUGACAACGGACGAGCCAAACCUCACAGAAUACGAUACCUUAAUGGGAGACGGCGACUGCGGCACCACGCUGCUAGCAGGAGCCACAGCCGCGCACGCUUUGAUUGAACAAAACGACGAAAGCUUCACAAACCUUGUAAAGAGCCUAAUGAAAGUAGCCUCAUCGGUCCGUAGCGGGAUGGGCGGAACAUCAGGAGCUCUAUACGGCAUAUUCCUGAACUCAUUCGUCUCCGCGGUACAAAAGAAUUACGGAGAGAUCAAAGCCGUGAAUAUCCAACUCUUCGCCAAGAGCGCAACGCAGGCCCUGGAAACACUCAAGGGAUACACCAACGCUCGGGAGAACAGCCGGACUCUGAUGGACGCGUUGAUUCCCUUUGUGAACGAGUUGUCGACCGCGGCCUUUACAGAUAAUGAGACUGCUGCGAAGGCACUGGAGAGAGGACUCAAGGCUGCUCAGGAUGGAGCGGAGGCAACUAAGUGGAUGCAGUCUUCAUUUGGUCGAUCGACCUAUGUGGGUGCCAGUGCUGGAGAUGAGAAUCCUACCAAAGGUAUUCCGGAUCCAGGUGCAUGUGGUAUUGUGGCGAUUAUUACUGGCAUUCAAAAGGUAUUUCCGGUGUCUAAUUAG